AUGAAUACCCGAAUGGACUUCACAGACCGAGCCCAAAAGGCCGUCGAGGACGCCAUGGCCUUGGCGGAGCAGUACGGCCAUUCGCAACUACUACCAGUGCAUCUCGCUGUUUCAUUGUUAGAGCCCCCAAACGACCUAUCUAAAGAUCAGCAGAAUGGUCCUCAAAACACAGCCGUUACACUUUUCCGACAAGUCAUCGAGAGGGCCCACGGUGACCCUCAGCUUUUUGAUCGCACGCUAAAGAAGACGUUGGUGCGAUUACCUAGCCAAGAUCCUCCGCCUGAGCAUGUGGCUCUGUCACCUUCUUUCCAUGCAGUCUUGAGGAAAGCCAUGGAUCUGCAAAAGGUCCAGAAAGAUUCUUACAUUGGCGUCGACCACCUCAUCACAGCGCUCGCCGAGGAUCAUUCAAUACAAACCGCUCUACGGGAGGCCAACAUUCCCAAGGCGAAGCUUGUUCAAGAUGCCGUUCAAGCCAUUCGAGGUACGAAGAGAGUGGACAGCAAAACUGCCGACACGGAUCAAGAAAACGAAAACUUGGCCAAAUUCACCAUCGACAUGACUGCCAUGGCCAGGGACAAGAAGAUUGAUCCCGUCAUUGGUCGUGAAGAAGAGAUUCGACGAGUGGUCCGAAUCCUGUCCCGCCGAACAAAGAACAACCCAGUUCUUAUAGGAGAGCCCGGUGUAGGCAAAACCACGGUAGUGGAGGGUCUGGCCCAAAGAAUCGUCAAUCGAGAUGUGCCUGACAACCUGAAACACUGUAAACUCCUUUCACUUGACGUUGGUGCCCUCGUGGCAGGAAGCAAGUUUCGCGGCGAGUUUGAGGAGCGUAUGAAGGGUGUUUUGAAAGAAAUCGAGGACUCCAAGGAAAUGAUUGUUCUCUUCGUCGAUGAGAUCCAUCUCUUGAUGGGUGCUGGCUCGUCCGGUGAAGGCGGUAUGGAUGCGGCAAACCUGCUGAAACCAAUGCUUGCCCGUGGCCAGUUGCAUUGCAUUGGUGCCACCACCUUGGCCGAGUAUCGAAAGUAUGUCGAGAAGGACGCUGCCUUUGAGCGACGGUUCCAGCAAGUCAUCGUCAAGGAGCCCACUAUCCCCGAGACAAUUUCCAUCUUGCGAGGAUUAAAGGAACGAUACGAUAGGCAUCAUCGAGUUACCAUCCUGGACAGUGCUCUGGUGGCCGCAGCCAACCUCGCAGCGCGAUAUCUCACCAGCCGCAGAAUGCCUGAUUCUGCCAUUGAUCUUGUUGACGAGGCAGCAGCCGCUGUUCGCGUUGCCCGAGAAUCCCAGCCCGAGGUGAUUGAUUCUCUGGAGCGAAAACUGCGGCAGCUAAUGAUCGAAAUCGCAGCUCUAGAGAAGGAACACGACGAGGCAUCCCGGGCUCGUCUUCUCCAGGCAAAGAAGGACGCGAAAAACGUGGAGGAAGAGCUCUCGCCUCUUCGGGAAAAGUACCAGAACGAGAUCAAGCGCAGUGAAGAAGUCCACCUAGCGAAAGUCAAGCUCGAUGAACUGGAAAAGCGCUUCGAAGAUGCUGUCAAUGCGGGCGACAACGCAAAGGCGGCCGACCUCAAGUACGGGGCCAUUCCAGAACAGCAGGCUGUUAUCAAAGAGCUCGAGGCUCGCAAGGCCGCUGCGGACAGGGCGUUGAACGCUACCGGCGGUGAUGCUGGAACUGCCAUGGUAACGGACAUUGUCACUGCCGACCAUAUAAACGAGAUUGUGGCGCGCUGGACCGGCAUCCCAGUCACCCGACUGCGCACGUCAGAGAAGGAGAAGCUCGUCAACAUGGAGAAGGUUCUCGGCAAGAUUGUCGUCGGACAAAAGGAGGCCGUCAACUCCGUGGCCAACGCCAUUCGUCUGCAACGAUCUGGAUUGAGCAACCCAAACCAACCGCCUAGCUUCCUCUUUUGCGGUCCAUCCGGCACCGGCAAAACGCUGCUGACAAAGGCUCUUGCCGAGUUUUUAUUCGACGACCCGAAAGCCAUGAUUCGAUUUGACAUGUCCGAGUACCAGGAGCGACACGCGCUCAGUCGAAUGAUUGGCGCACCUCCGGGUUAUGUGGGACACGACGCCGGCGGUCAGCUCACCGAAGCUCUACGUCGAAAGCCAUUCUCGAUACUACUUUUUGACGAGGUCGAAAAGGCUGCCAAGGAGAUCCUGACUGUGCUCUUGCAGCUCAUGGACGACGGCCGCAUCACUGACGGUCAGGGCAGAGUUGUGGACGCCAAAAACUGCAUCGUGGUCAUGACGUCGAAUCUCGGUGCUGAAUACCUCGUCAGACCCGGUUCGAAGGAAGGAAAGAUUGAUGCGUCAACCCGGGAACUGGUCAUGAGCUCGUUGCGCAACUACUUUCUGCCCGAGUUCCUCAACCGAAUCAACUCGGUCGUCAUUUUCAACAGGCUCACGCGCAAGGAAAUUCGCAAGAUUGUGGAUAUUCGCAUUGAUGAGAUUCAGAAGCGCCUCGAAGAUAACGGACGAAAGGUGAAAAUCGAGGUAUCGGACGAAGCCAAGGACUAUCUGGGCAAUGCUGGAUACUCACCUGCGUAUGGUGCUCGUCCUCUCUCUCGACUGAUUGAGAAGGAGGUGCUGAACAAGCUGGCCAUUCUCAUCCUCCGAAACAACAUUCGCGACGGUGAGGUUGCCAGAGUUGAACUCAUUGACGGCAAGAUCACCGUCCUGUCGAACCAUGCCGAUAGCGAAUCGAUGGAGGACAGUGAAAUGAUGGAUGAUUCGGAUGAUGCUGUUGAGGAGCUGGUUCGUGAUGAUAUGGACGAGGACAUUUAUGAUUGA
Molecule: messenger RNA, 2781 nt
Organism: Ustilaginoidea virens
Lineage: Eukaryota; Fungi; Ascomycota; Sordariomycetes; Hypocreales; Clavicipitaceae
Exons: 1
Coding region: 1-2781 (926 amino acids)
Biological process (GO): cellular response to heat
Cellular component (GO): cytosol; cytoplasm
Molecular function (GO): ATP binding; ATP hydrolysis activity
Source: RefSeq, a predicted model, not a curated record